Molecule: messenger RNA, 3219 nt
Organism: Limanda limanda (common dab)
Lineage: Eukaryota; Metazoa; Chordata; Actinopteri; Pleuronectiformes; Pleuronectidae
Exons: 5
Coding region: 1-3219 (1072 amino acids)
Molecular function (GO): protein binding; zinc ion binding
Source: RefSeq, a predicted model, not a curated record
AUGGCUUCCAGAUUAGAAGAGGAUCUCUGCUGUCCCGUCUGCCAUGAUGUCUUCAGAGAUCCUGUCAUUCUGUCAUGUAGCCACAGCUUCUGUAAAGACUGUGUGAAGAGCUGGUGGAAAGACAAAGAAGUAAAAGAGUGUCCACUUUGUAAGAGAAGACAUUCAAAGGAUCAACCACCUGUUAACCUGGCGUUAAAGAACCUGUGUGAGACCUUCUUACAGGAGAGAGAUCAGAGCUCUUCACAUGCUCUCUGCAGUCUGCACUCAGAGAAACUCAGACUCUUCUGUCUGGACCAUCAGCAGCCAGUGUGUCUCGUCUGCAGAGAUUCAGAAAAACACACCGACCACAGAUUCAGACCCAUCGAUGAAUCUGCACAACAAUACAAGAAAUGGCUUCAGGAAACUCUGGAGCCCUUGAAGAAGAAGUUACAGAGUUUUGAACGUGUUAAAGUAGAGUUUGAACAAACAGCAGAACACAUUAAGGUCCAGGCCGGACUCACAGAGACGCAGAUCAAGGAGCAGUUUAAAAAGCUUCAUCAGUUUCUGGAGGAGGAAGAGGAGGCCAGGAUGGCUGCACUGAGGGAGGAAGAGGAGCAGAAGAGUCGGAUGAUGAAGGAGAAGAUUGAGUCUCUGAGCAGAGACAUAACGACUCUUUCAGACACAAUCAGAACCACAGAUGACGAGCUGAGCGCUGAAGACGUCUCGUUCCUGCUCAACUACAAGGCUGCAGUGGAACGAGUCCAGCAGCGCCCCCUGCUGGAUGAUCCACAGCUGGCCUCAGGAGCUCUGAUAGACGAGGCCAAACAUCUGGGCAACCUGAGCUUCAACAUCUGGAACAAGAUGAAGGACAUGGUCUCCUACAGUCCUGUGGUUCUGGAUCCAAACUCUGCUCAUCCAGAACUCGUCCUGUCUGAAUUUCUGACCAGUUUGAGACUAGGAGAGGAACAGAAGCUUCCUGACAAUCCAGAGAGGUUUGAUUAUUACUGCGAAGUCCUUGGAUCUGAGGGUUUUAACUCAGGGACUCACAGCUGGGACGUCCUGGUUGGAGACAGUACUGACUGGGAACUUGGUGUGUUAGCAGAGCCUGUCCAGAGGAAGGGAAGCAAACUGUCUCGAUUAUGGGGAAUAUGGUUCGAUGAAGGUAAAUACUUAGCACGGUCACCAUCAGCAUCAUCUAUUCUCUCUGUGCAGAAGAUCCAGAGGAUCAGAGUGAAACUGGACUGGAACAGAGGAGAACUGUCGUUCUCUGAUCUUGAUACUAACAAACACAUUCACACCUUGACACACACUUUCACUCAGAAGAUGUUUCCAUACUUUUACACUAUAGAUGAUCAUCCCUUGAAGCUGUUACCUGUGAAUGUCCUUGUGACGCUGGAUAUGGCUUCCAGAUUAGAAGAGGAUUUCUGCUGCUCCGUCUGCCAUGAUGUCUUCAGAGAUCCUAUCAUUCUGCUUUGUAGCCACAGCUUCUGUAGAGACUGUGUGAAGAGCUGGUGGAAAGACAAAGAAGUAAAAGAGUGUCCACUUUGUAAGAACAGACAUUCAAAGGGUCUACAACCUAACCUGGCGUUAAAGAACCUGUGUGAGACCUUCUUACAGGAGAGAGAUCAGAGCUCUUCACCUGCUUUCUGCAGUCUGCACUCAGAGAAACUCAGACUCUUCUGUCUGGACCAUCAGCAGCCAGUGUGUGUCAUCUGCAGAGAUUCAGAAAAACACAGCGACCACAGAUUCAGACCCAUCGAUGAAGCUGCACAACAACACAAGAAGCAGCUUCAGGAAACUCUGGAGCCCUUGAAGAAGAAGUUACAGUGUUUUGAACGUGUUAAAGUAAAGUUUGAACAAACAGCAGAACACAUUAAGGUCCAGGCCGGACUCACAGAGAAGCAGAUCAAGGAGCAGUUUAAAAAGCUUCAUCAGUUUCUGGAGGAGGAAGAGGAGGCCAGGAUGGCUGCACUGAGGGAGGAAGAGGAGCAGAAGAGACGGGUGAUGAAGGAGAAGAUUGAAGCUCUGAGCAGAGACAUAACGACUCUUUCAGACACAAUCAGAACCACAGAGGACGAGCUGAGAGCUGAAGACGUCUCGUUCCUGCUCAACUACAAGGCUGCAGUGGAACGAGUCCAGCAGCGCCCCCUGCUGGAUGAUCUACAGCUGGCCUCAGGAGCUCUGAUAGACGAGGCCAAACAUCUGGGCAACCUGAGCUUCAACAUCUGGGUCAAGAUGAAGGACGUGGUCUCCUACAGUCCUGUGGUUCUGGACCCAAACUCUGCUCAUCCAGAACUCGUCCUGUCUGAAGAUCUGACCAGUUUGAGACAAGGAGAGAGACAGAAGCUUCCUGACAAUCCAGAGAGGUUUGAUGAAUACGUCUCAGUCCUGGGAUCUGAGGGUUUUAACUCAGGGACGCACAGCUGGGACGUCCUGGUUGGAGACAGUACUUACUGGGCCCUGGGUGUGUCAGCAGAGCCUGUCCAGAGGAAAGGAGACAAACUGUCUGAAUCAUGGGUAAUAUUCUUUGAUGGAGAUACAUACUCAGCACGGUCAUCAUCAGGAUUAUCUGAUCUCUCUGUGCAGAAGAUCCAGAGGAUCAGAGUGAAACUGGACUGGAACAGAGGAGAACUGUCGUUCUCUGAUCUCGAUACUAACAAACACAUUCACACCUUCACACACACUUUCACUCAGAAGAUGUUUCCAUACUUUAACACUGUAGAUGAUCACCACCUAUUGAAGCUGUUACCUGUGAAAGUCUCUGUGACGCUGGAAUCUGGUCCGUCCAUCUGGUGCCGUCUGGCUGGAGAUCUGGCUCAUGUUUCUAUAAUCGGGCCUGGUGUUCACACGCCGCCUCCAUGUUGGAAGCUGGUGUUCACCUCCCACAUGAUGAGGAAGGGAGCGGAGCUGGGGAACCUCCUGCAGGUGGGAGCCGGGUCCAGGACUUUCUGUGGGAAGCGCUCUGUGGAGCCGGAGGAAGGAGGACCGGAGGACCGGACCCCGGAGGACCGGAGGACCGGAGGACCGGACCCCGGAGGACCGGACACCGGAGGACCGGACCCCGGAGGACCGGAGGACCGGGAGCUGGAUGCAGGUGAGACGUCCUCUGGUCUCAGGGACAAGAACAAAGAUCCUCAGAGACAAGAGAGGAUCACUACCCCGGCACGUCCACAGAAUAACGACUCAGACUCCCACGAGUACAGAGAUGCACCGAGGUUUAAAGUUCUGAGGCGGAUGUAA